AUGCAGAUGGUCGUCAACCCGAGCUCGAACGUCUUCGUGUGCGCUGAAUACGCGACUGCGAGCUCGGCCUUCGACACGCAGCAGUACGUGGUGGACCUCAUGACGACCACCGACGCUCGCUACCCGGUGCGCCCCAUCGUCGCGCUCGACGUGCUCACCAGUGUCGAUACCGACUCCAUCUACUCGUCGUGCGAGGAGCUGGAGCCUCAGGGACAGUGGGAGACGCCCGGGUUUGUCCUCAAGUCGACGGCCAGCAACAGCGACUCCAGCGACGUUGUCGUCUGCGUGCAGCGUCCGCUUGCCAACGCCACUAACAGAUCGCUCGCCGUCUUGACCGACCUCUCGGUGGUUCUACCGACCGAGUCGUGCCCCGAGGCUACCAGCAACGUUACGACCACAGAAAUCACAAGCGACGAGAUCAAGCUCUGCGCCGAGUGGGGCGUCGUGGAAUUCGACGACGACGGCACGAACUCCAGCAGCUCGAUUUCCAGCCAAGCGACGUCUCCGUUCGUGGCGGAGCUGGCGCUGUACGAGACGGCCGUGGACGAAGCGGAGGACUUCAACGUCUCCUCUACGCUCCCUGGCGCUUGGAACGUCAUCGGCAAUGACCUCUUGGCGGCCGCCUCGGUUAUCGCGGAGCAACUGAGAGAGGAGAGCAACUCGUCCAGCUCUGCGAGUGCUGGAGAAGACAGCGACCCCAUGUACAACGAGUGUCGCGAGGCCGUCACGGUGGCGUUCCUGGACGAGCUGCUGGACAUCGAGCAGCCGGACUUCGUGGUCUUCUCGGGCGACAACGUGCAGACGGAUCUGGACACCGACAUGCACACGUUCGCCAUGAACAUCUUCACUGCGCGCGUGGAGAGCCGAGGGAUCCCGUGGGCGGCGGUGUUUGGCAACCACGACACGGAAGGUGGUCUUACAAGGGAAGAGAUGCUGGAGCUCAUGACGGAAGGCAAGGAGUACUCGCACGUCAAGUACGGACCGCGUGACAUUGGCGGCGUUGGCAACUACGAGGUGAACGUCGUGGCUCCGAAGACCGGCCCGUGGGGUGAGGAGGGGUCGACGGUCUUCCGCAUGUACUUCCUGGACUCUCACGCCUCCAUCGACACCGCGACGUACCCCCUGUCUCACAUGGCUGACAGCGACAACAGCUCGUCCGAGAACUCCAGCGUACCGGCAGUCAUGUACUACCACAUCCCAGUCCCUGAGUACGCUUCGGCCUCGCCGUUGACCCGCGUUGGCGACAAGAACGAAGAGACGGCGGGCGCGGCAGUGAACAGCGGCUUGUUCUCAGCUCUGCUUGAGGUGGGGGACGUCAAGGCGACCUUCGUGGGCCACGACCACGUCAACGAGUACUGCUACCUGCGUCAAAGUAUCCAGCUCUGCUAUGGAGGUGGCAUUGGUCUGGGUAGAGCCUACGGUCUCACCGACUUUGAGCGUCGCGCUCGCGUGCUCGAGUGGACGUACAGCGCCAACCAGACGCGCUCGCUGCAGAGCUGGAAACGGUAUCUCGCGGACCCCACGCAAAUCCAGUCGCUCGAAGUGCUCUACUCGGAAUAGAGGUUCUCAUAGGAAACGGCUUCUAACGAACUAACUGUACAAUAGAGAGUAAUAACCGCUCGCUCG
This is a messenger RNA of Phytophthora sojae, 1626 nucleotides long. RefSeq lists its product as hypothetical. The transcript has 4 exons. Bases 1 to 1560 code for a protein of 519 amino acids. Gene Ontology annotation, cellular component: cytoplasm. Lineage: Eukaryota; Oomycota; Peronosporomycetes; Peronosporales; Peronosporaceae. The record is from RefSeq and is a predicted model, not a curated record. Gene Ontology annotation, molecular function: hydrolase activity, acting on ester bonds.